Molecule: messenger RNA, 1681 nt
Organism: Chlamydomonas reinhardtii
Lineage: Eukaryota; Viridiplantae; Chlorophyta; Chlorophyceae; Chlamydomonadales; Chlamydomonadaceae
Exons: 14
Coding region: 146-1093 (315 amino acids)
Biological process (GO): cortical microtubule organization
Cellular component (GO): cortical microtubule, transverse to long axis
Source: RefSeq, a predicted model, not a curated record
GUUCUACUACUAGAAGGGACGUUAUCUACAGCAUUCAGGUGUACACAUCGACUGCUGGGCGUGAUUCUACAGUGCCGAAGUCUUGCUGUCUUUGAACGCUCCGUCACACCAGGCCUCCGCGUCUGAACCAAAGCCAGCAGAUAUCAUGCAAGCUCCUCCGACUCCACAAGAGCUGGACAAGCUUGUGAGGCCUCUACAACUCAAAGACCUGCGCAUUCUAUGUCGCGCGCGAGGUGAGCGGGAUCCUGGCCUGACGCCGGCAGGCGGCAAGGAGCAGCUUGAGGACCGCCUGAAGCAGCACAUGAUGCAGACCGGCAACUUCAGCACUGUGCUGCCGGCCGAUGGCGACGCGGGCGGCCCCCCGGGCGCGGUGCCCCAGGGCUAUGCCGUGGCGCCCCAGGGCUACCAGCAGUACACCACGGGCGUAAACGACAACAACUACUCGCGCCCCGGCGGUCAGCAGAACGUUGGCAACUUCAUCACCGACCGCCCCUCCAGCCACGUUAUGGCCCCGCCCGGCGGCAAGAGCUCCCUCCAGCUGGGCGGCUACUCCGAGGCUCCGCCGCCGCAGCAGUACCAGCAGCAGGGAGGCUACCCGCAGCAGCAGCAGGGCGGCUACGGCUCGCCCAUGCCCGGCGGCGGCUACGGCGCCACCUCCAACGACGUGCGCUCCGGCUCCCUGGCCAACAACUACUCCCGCCCCAGCGGCCAGCAGAACGUGGGUAACUUCAUCACUGACCGCCCGUCCAGCAAGGUGCUGGCGCCCCCCGGCGGCAACAGCCAGAUCUCCUUCGGCGACUACAACGUCGCGCCCGCGCCGCAGCAGCAGCGCCGCGCCCCUGCGCCCGCGCCCUACGGCACCAGCGCCAACAUGCCGCCGCCGCAGCAGCACCCCUACCAGGCCGCGGGCAGCGCGCCCUACGGCAGCUCGGCCGGGAUGGGCCAAAUCGGAGGCUCCAGGGCCACUGAUACCCAGUCCAACAACUACUCCCGCCCCGGCGGCCAGCAGAACGUGGGCAACUUCAUCACGGACCGCCCCUCCAGCAGGGUGCUGGCGCCCCCCGGCGGCAAGUCCCAAAUCACCUUCGGCUAAGGGGAAACGCAGCUGCAGUGCAGGCCCUGGCCACCACCGCCCGCGUGGACCUGCUGCACGUGCUUCGAAGCAGGCACGGCAUGGCACGGCAUGGUCGGGGGCAGCCCAGCAGAGGGCUUGCCAACAUGGAACGAGGGCCGCGCAUUGACGGGAAUGUAGUCUUGUCCUUCGGACUGUCGAAUGUUCGUUUAAUGCCAUGCAAACCUGUUUAGGCGGCACCAUCGAGUGCUGCCCGACGCUCGGUUUGGUGUCACGUCGUAUUGCUGCUGCGCUGGUGCGGUGAGACUGCUGUGCAUCGGGGUCUGCUGAUUAUGUCGUCUGUUUGUGUUCGGCGCGCCCCUCGGCAGCCAGGAGCCUCGUGAAGGUGUGCGAUGGGACGGUGGCGCACACACUACUGCUUGCUAGGGUUCACGGGGAGGUCGUGGUGAUGCGUACACCGUACGUGUUGUGUCCCAGUCUCUGCAGUCCCUCCACGGGCAUGGUAGUUUAUGUGUUGGUCGGCCGGGGGUUUGGUAACGUCUGGCCACGGACACGGAUGCGACGGGAGCGUCGCGUUCGGUUCGACGCCUGCUGUAAAUAUGAGAAAAG